Messenger RNA from Yamadazyma jaroonii, 198 nucleotides. Lineage: Eukaryota; Fungi; Ascomycota; Pichiomycetes; Serinales; Debaryomycetaceae. The record is from the annotation of a GenBank genome assembly.
AUGUCAGAUUUAGGUAGAAAAGAUAUUGGUGAUAAAGUCGAAUCAAAAUUAACCCCAGAUUCCCAAAAAUCAACUCCUCAACAAUUUAAAGAUAAAGUUACUGAUGCUGUUGAUGACACUGUUGGUGGUAACACUUCAGGUGAUGGUAAAUCAUGGACUCAACAAGCCAGUGAUGCCAUCUUUGGUGACAAAAAAUAA